AUGAAUGUGAACACCAUUUGGAUGCACGACGACAAUCCCAUCGCCGGUCUUCGUGUCAACGAACACGUCAACAGAUUUCGGCAGCAAAUGAAAGAAAACCCCAAAUUCUUGAGGAAUAAAAUCAAAGAAUAUUUCAUUUCAAAUACCCAUCGAUUGGUAUUAGAGAUGAAUCCAUCGAAUGAUUACGAAAAUAAUCUCAAAAUUGAAGAGCAAAAAGUGUUGAAAGAAAAGGUCUCUAAACUGACUGAAAAGGAUUUGAAAGAGAUUUAUGAAAACGGAUUGGAAUUGGAAAGAAUGCAGAAGAAUAAAGACGACGCCUCUGUAUUGCCCACACUUAGCGUUAAGAAAGAUAUUUCCCGUAAUUUUAAUGCCACUAAUAUAGAGACCACUAAAAUAUUAAACGCCGGCAUUCAAUGGUCAGCUCAGCCCACGAAUGGCAUCACAUAUUUCAACGCUAUUAUGAAACCCAAACCGAAAGCAUUUCCGCGACAUUUGGUGCCAUAUCUACCGGUUUUUAGUCAAUUGGUGACCAAAUUAGGCGCCGGAGAAUUGGAUCGAAAACAAUUGGACCAAGAAAUCCAAAUGAGAACCGGAGGCCUCCAAAUGUCAACCCAUGUGUCAGACCAUCCCUCGGAGUUUGAUCUCUACGAAAAAGGACUCAUCAUUUCAUCGCAUUGUUUAGACAGAAAUGUUGAGCAAAUGUUUAAGUUAUGGACCGAUAUAUUCAACAGAAUUCGAUUCGACGACGAUUACGACCACUUGUCUCAACUGAUCCGUAUGUGUUCGGCGGAGUUGGCGCAGAGUCUUCCCCAUUACGGACACAAGUAUGCAAUGCAGCGGUCGGCCGCUUCAUUGGGCGGUUCCUAUAAGUUCAGAGAACUGACGAGUGGUUUGUCAUCGGUUUCGCAUUUCCGUUCAUUGGCUUCUUUAGAAGAUUGCAAACCAGUUGUCGACCAUUUAAAAAGUAUUGCAACCCUUCUAUUGAACUCUGAUUCCAUCCGGUGUUCAAUCAAUGCGGAGGCGCCUACUAUUCGGUCAUCGCUUCAGACAAUUGAACGAUUCAUUCACUCCAUUAAACAAAAGCCUGAAACCACUCAUCAGACGGAAGAGUCACCAAAUAGUGACAUUCCAGGCAUUGAUCACGUGAAUGAACACCACGUCUAUCCCUUCGCUAAUAACUAUUUGGCGAAAUCAGUAUUUUGUGCGCCUUUUGCUCAUAAAGAUUACGCGAAACUCAAAAUCGCCUCAAAACUGGUUUCGACGAAAUAUCUUCACCGAGAAAUCCGUGAAAAGGGCGGCGCAUACGGAGGCGGCUCUAAACUAACGUCAGGCGGUGUUUACACUUACUAUUCAUAUCGCGAUCCAAACAUUGACCAAACAAUUGACGCCUUCAAUGGUUCGGCCGAAUGGCUGACCGACGGAAACCAUUACAACGAUCAGGACAUCGAUGAGGCGAAGCUAUCGAUAUUUCAAGAAGUGGAUCACCCGAUUAUGCCCAGUGAACAGGGAUUGGAAUUCUUCGUCAAUGGAAUCGAUGAUCAAAUGAAACACGACUAUAGAAUGCGUUUACUCGAUGUCAGCAAAGGGGACAUCGAAGAAGUGGCUAAAAGGUAUUUAUUGGACGGAACACUAAAAUCUGGUGUUGUGUUGAUUGGUCCGCGCAGUGAU
Messenger RNA from Medioppia subpectinata, 1668 nucleotides. The record is from the annotation of a GenBank genome assembly. NCBI's taxonomy places the organism in Eukaryota, Metazoa, Arthropoda, Arachnida, Sarcoptiformes, Oppiidae.